This is a messenger RNA of Mucor velutinosus, 909 nucleotides long. RefSeq lists its product as uncharacterized. The record is from RefSeq and is a predicted model, not a curated record. The coding region runs from base 1 to 909 and encodes 302 amino acids. The transcript has a single exon. NCBI's taxonomy places the organism in Eukaryota, Fungi, Mucoromycota, Mucoromycetes, Mucorales, Mucoraceae. Gene Ontology annotation, cellular component: membrane.
AUGCCCACUGAAGGCGAGCUCAACACACUAAGGUUUUUCCAUUACUAUCCCAAUAUACCUCUGGCAAUUGUCUCUCUUGUCGUAUACAUUCUACUAUCUGUUGCUCUUUUGGCUCGUGUAUACGUUACAAAAAGUCGAAACUUUCUGUAUAUUCUGGGGAUAACUGGCUUGAUGGAGAGUGUAGGAUACAUAUUUCGGCUAGUAUCUGCAAGAAACACAACCUUGGGCACUUACAUUGGCAUGAGCUUGUUCUUGCUCUUGCCUCCAAAUGCUCUUGCGUUGGUUAACUAUAAGGCUACCGGUGAAAUGAUUCGACUGUCUGGUGUUCCUCCCUCUCGCUUCUGGCUCAAGCCCAAGUUUGUUACAUGGUUCUUCUUUUCUAGUGAUGUCUUUGCUUUUCUUCUUCAAGGAUCUGGUGGUGGACUUCAAGCUAUGAGUGCUAGAAUGGCUUCUAUAGGAAAAACCAUCACUCUUGUUGGAUUAAUUGUCCAGUUGUUUUUCUUUGCCUCUUUUGCUCUCAUCACAAUUCAUGUUCACCGUAGUCCCAAGUAUCAAUAUACAGUAGUAGGCCAAGCAAACCCCAAGAGAAAGCUGUCCAUUUGUCUUUACAUCACUUUAAUAUUGCUCUAUAUCCGUUCUAUCUAUCGUAUUGCAGAAUACGCCGGUGGAUACGAUGGUGUCAUUGCAACUACUGAAUGGGCAUUCUAUGUAUUUGAUACUCUUAUCAUCGCCAUUGCUUUCGUGGUUUACUAUAUCAUCUUUAUUGGAAACUACCUACCAAAACGCAAUGAAGAGGAAGUGCAAGCAAGAUCUACUCGAGUAAAUUCAUCAUCAUCAAGUAUAGACAUCAAUCACGUUGAACGAGGCGAGAAUCCGGAAGGAAUGAUGUUAUACCAAGUGAAGAAGUAG